AUGGUUAAACAAUUUAACCACCAGCUGAAAUCCAGAAAGAAAUAUUGCAGCAAGGAUAGAUUCACUGCAGGUCACCAAGGCACAAAACGUGCCCCUGCAGAUUCAGUUUCCUCAAGUUUCAAGGCCUGGCUUAGAUCUUUCAAUCGAAGGCUCAGACCACACCCAUUAACCAUCACAGAGGCACCGAGACUCAAAACGAACCCUCACAACCCAAACACACCAAGGUCACUUCACUGGACUCAAGAAAUCAAACUGCCUACCUUCGGUCGAUCACUCACACAAAGGAGAAUCACACAAGAACACGAUUAUCACAAAGAUAAUCAACCAGAAAUCUCACAAAGAGAAGGAGGAAGGGUCACACAGACAAAGGAACUCGAAGCGGGUCAAUCCAACGGUCCAAGAGCGACUAAUGGUGUGUGGGCUGGAUAUUGGGCUCGGUUAAGUGGGCCUUCUAGGUAUAUAUUUAAUGGAUCAAGUUGUACUCCUCUCCACUGGGCUGCUAUUUGGGGUAAUUUAGAAGCAUGCACUGUGCUGGUGCAAGCUGGGAAGAAAGAAGAUCUGACGGUAGCAGAUAAUACUGGUCUCACACCUGCACAGCUUGCUUCUGAUAAGAAUCACAGACAAGUCGCCUUUUUCCUUGGGAAUGCUAGAAGGUUGUUUGACAAACAGUGCGAUGGAAACAGCCGCCUUGGCAAACUCUCGAAAUUAGGACUUGCUCCAAUACUCUGGUGUAUAAUAUUUUUGUUACUUGUGACUUAUAGUCAUUCAGCUGUUACGGCAUCAAACCUGCCAAAAUUAACAGCUGGCUUUGGUCUUCUUGCUUGGAUGGGUGUGUUCUUGGCAUCCUCAGGACUAGUUUUGUUUUAUAGGUGCAGCAGCAAGGAUUCAGGGUACAUCAGAAUGAAUGUACAUGACUUACAAAACACGAAAGAUGAUGAACCUUUGCUGAAGAUUGAAAUAAAUAAUCCCGCUUUGCUUGCCGGGAACUGGUCUCAGCUUUGCGCAACUUGCAAGAAAAACAAGUGGGAUUUCUUUUUGUUUCUUCUUCUGGAAGUUCUGGCGAUGCUGAUUGCUGGAGGAGUGACUCUCACAAGAGUGCUGACCGACCCAAUGGCUCCAUCUUCCUUUGGUGCAUGGUUGAACCAUGCUGGAAAUCAGCAUGUUGGUGCUAUAUCCUUUUUGAUUGCCGACUUUUUCCUCUUAUCUGGUGUGGCAGUCUUAACUGUUGUACAGGCUUCUCAGAUUGCUCGAAACAUUACUACGAACGAAAUGGCAAAUUCAAUGCUUUACAAUUAUCUCAGAGGAGCUGGGGGCCGAUUCAGAAACCCAUAUGAUCAUGGCUGCAAGAAAAACUGCUCAGAUCUCUUGAUAAAUGGAUACAAUGAAGACGUGGAGUACAAUGAAGAAUUGAGUCAAUCUGAAGGGACUUCAAUGUUGCAAAUGGCUCGGAAUACAAACCUGUUGAACGGUAUCAGCCAUGCUCAUCAAACAAAUGGAAAUGGUCACGUAGCAAUCGACGUGAAUAACAACAAAAAUGCACAUCAUGGGCAUGUUCAUUCUUCUUAUCGUAGCCAUAGCCAUGACCACAGUAGAAAAACUGAUUCUGCUCCUUUGGGUUUGGGCAUCGGUUUAGGGCGAAAUGCUACCGGUUCUGCAACUGCAUCAUGAUAUUAUCGUGCUAUAGGGUCGGAAAAAAUGUCUUCUUUUUGUCUCUCUUUUUUGACCAUCUUUCUGUCCGUAAACGUACAAGAUUAGCUUCUGUAAUUCAAUUAAGGAUUAUUCUACAGUUACAGGGGGUGGUUUACAGGCCCCCGCCAGGGAAGACACACGGUGGGCCCCACAAUAAAAUUUUUUUUUAAUACAAGUGGGCCCCCCCACACAGUGAGGGGCCUGUAGGCACCCUAUGAAAGAAUGCCCUGUACGCAGGGCAUUCUUCUUCAAUUAAUCUCUUCUUUUUCAGGUACAAUUUUUCAUUACCUCUC
Olea europaea var. sylvestris is the source of this 1982-nucleotide messenger RNA. RefSeq names its product protein S-acyltransferase 24-like. The record is from RefSeq and is a predicted model, not a curated record. Bases 1 to 1668 code for a protein of 555 amino acids. Gene Ontology annotation, cellular component: Golgi membrane. Gene Ontology annotation, molecular function: palmitoyltransferase activity; protein binding. Gene Ontology annotation, biological process: protein palmitoylation. Lineage: Eukaryota; Viridiplantae; Streptophyta; Magnoliopsida; Lamiales; Oleaceae. The transcript has 11 exons.